Sphaeroforma arctica JP610 is the source of this 233-nucleotide messenger RNA. RefSeq lists its product as hypothetical. The record is from RefSeq and is a predicted model, not a curated record. Gene Ontology annotation, biological process: lysosomal transport. Lineage: Eukaryota; Ichthyosporea; Ichthyophonida. The annotation marks the transcript as partial. The transcript has a single exon. Gene Ontology annotation, molecular function: D-mannose binding; signaling receptor activity.
GUGAAGGUGGGCGCGCCCACACUCACAGGCAUCAGUGAGUGUGUGUAUGAGUUCACCUGGGCCACUCCCCUGGCGUGUGGGGCGACUGAGAAUGCUGAGUGUGUGGCUGUUAAUGAGGUAACUGGGGCUAAGUAUGACCUCUCUCUCUUGCGAGAUGUCCGCUUUGAUUGGGUGGGACAGAAACGCAACGCACUCACGAACACAGAUGAGAUAGUGCAUCUGGCUGUUUGCAG